UCUUCUUCUUCUUCUCUUCGCUGCGGCUUCUCUCUGUGCCAAGAAGGUCCGUUGCCGUUGUGUUGUGUGUGUCCGACCAAAAUGCCAAUUUACAGCAUCAGAGGAAUCAAUGUUGAUUUCCCAUUCGAAGCGUACCAGUCUCAGAUCAUUUACAUGGACAGAGUCAUCGAGUCUCUUCAAAACAAAUGUCAUGCGCUCUUGGAGAGUCCUACUGGAACUGGGAAAACUCUUUGUCUUCUCUGUGCCACCUUAGCCUGGAGAAGGAGUCUGGGCUGUUUCUCUACCCGUAAGGAUCGAAAGAACACUGAGAUUCCUUGGAAAGAUUCAGACGACCUAAUGUCACAAUCUGGAAGAGGAGGAGGAGGAGGUUUUCCUACCAUUGUUUAUGCGUCCCGGACUCAUAGUCAGCUCCGCCAAGUGAUCAAAGAAUUAAAAAGAAGUAGCUACAGGCCUAAGAUGGUGGUGCUAGGAUCACGGGAGCAACUAUGCGUGAAUGAGGAAGUGAACUCCCUCCGUGGAAAGGCACUCACAAAUGCUUGCCAGUACCUUUGCAAAAAGCGCGGAAAACGCCAAUGCAACCAUUUUAAUCGGAUCCCAGAUUUUAUAAAGAAUAACCCUCAUAUUGGCGAUGAACCAGUUGACAUAGAGGAUUUGGUCAAUAUUGGAAAAGAUUCUGGACCAUGUCCGUAUUAUAUCACUAGAGAGGUUCACAAGGACGUGGACAUCAUAUUUGCACCUUACAACUACUUGAUCAGCAAUGGGUAUCGAAAGUUUUUGAAAGUCAACUGGAAUGAUAGUGUCCUGAUUUUUGAUGAAGCUCACAAUCUGGAAAGUUUAUGCGCAGACUCAGCUUCAUUUGACCUUCCUUCUGUGCUUUUAUCGGCUUGCAUUUCUGAAGCACAAGAAUGCGUAGAACUUGCAGCAGCUAGAAGGAAUUCAUUAAAUGAUGUGUCCGUGAACCCUGAGACUUUUGCCAUACUUAAAGGACUGCUUCUAAAGCUGCAGGAAUUAAUUUCUAAAGUGCCAAUUCCAAAAAAGGAUGAGGGAUUUACCAAGCCUGGGCCUUACAUAUAUGAAAUGCUUAAUAGUCUUAACAUUACUCACGAAACUGCUCCUAAACUCAUUGGUACUGUUGAGGAGGCUGCAGUGUUACUGGAGGAGGAGAAACAACGAACAGCGACCAAUAGUGGAAGCAAACUAGAAAUCAUUGCUGACAUACUUAAGCUCAUCUUCAGAGAAAAUGGAAGUAACCACGCAGAUGUUUACCGUGUUCAUGUACAGGAGCUUGAGCAAAGUCCUACUGAUGUGAUAAAAGGUAAGGUGUCAAGAACGCUGAGCUGGUGGUGUUUCAGUCCUGGGAUUACUAUGCUGGACAUAGCGAAAAAAGGUGUUGGGUCUAUUAUUUUAACAUCGGGGACCUUGUCUCCCAUGGAUUCAUUGGCUCAAGAACUAAAACUAGACUUUCCUGUUCGGUUGGAGAAUCCCCACGUUAUAUCCUCAAAUCAGCUAUGGGCUGGAGUUGUAAGUACUGGUCCAUCAGGGUACGUUCUUAAUUCUAGCUACCACAAUCGUGAUGUACCAGAGUACAAACAAGAACUUGGGAAUGCCAUUGUUAACUUUUCCCGAGUCGUGCCUGAAGCACUGCUGAUAUUUUUCCCUUCCUAUUACCUUAUGGACUCUUGCAUUUCAUUUUGGAAAAAUGGGUGUCAAAGAAACUCAAUGACAAUAUGGGAAAGAAUCUGCAAACUCAAGAAACCUGUCAUUGAGCCUAAGGAUUCAUCUCUCUUUCCUGCAGCAAUGCAGGACUUUUCAGAAAAAUUGCAAGACAAAUCAAGUUGGGGUGUGGUAUUUUUUGCCGUUUGUCGUGGUAAGGUCAGUGAAGGACUGGAUUUUGCUGACGGUGCUGGCAGAGCUGUCGUCAUUACUGGGUUGCCUUAUGCCAGGGUGACAGAUCCUAGGGUUAAAUUGAAACGAGAGUUUCUAGAUGACCAAUCACAACGUGCAGAUGUUAAGGUAUCAAGAUCAAACCUUCUAUCUGGAAGCAUGUGGUAUAGUCAAGAAGCCGCACGGGCUGUGAAUCAGGCAAUUGGACGUGUAAUCCGCCAUCGCCAUGAUUAUGGAGCUAUCAUCUUUUGUGAUGACAGAUUUGAACAGCCGUCCCAACAAUCCAAGAUAUCACUUUGGAUACGACCUAACGUCAAGUGCUACUCUAGAUAUGGAGAGGUUAUUUCUGACCUUGCUCGAUUUUUCCGGAUUGAACGAUCAAAUUUUCCUACAGGGCUUGGAACAGAACAAGAGAACAAUAUAGUUUCAACAUUGUUACCGAUGGAAACAAGCAAGGAUAAUCCUACACCAGCCUCUGGUAAUAGUAAUUUGAAAAACGUUGGGAUUUCGAAAAAUGAGUUGAGUAGACUGGAUGCAUUUCCUCCUGCAAAUCGGGUAUCACCCUUGGAGCGUGAUGGAAAUAAUAUAAAAUGGAAAGGCCUGACCAUUCUUAAACAUACGGGCAAGAUACCUCGCAUUGUUAAGGCAGAUGUUAUGCAGGGUUGUUCUUCACGGAAGGCUAAAUUAGUGGAACUAAGUGAUGAUGAGGAGACUCCGGUAGAGAGGAGAUGUGAAGUAGUCGAUCUAGAAUGCGACAACUGUGAUAAGCAGACUCGUGAAACAGAAGUGCUUGCAUCGAGCUCAUGUUUCAACACUAUGGGACUAAUAAAAAAGCGAAAGGUUCCAGAGAGUCAGGGAAGUGCAUCGUCAUCAGUGUUGACAGCGAAAGGAAAUGGAGGUGGUGAUAAAAAGGAAGCAAGUGCAUCUGCAUUUUUGAGUCAAGUCAAGGAAAAGCUCAACACAGAAGAAUAUAAGAAAUUUAUUGGAUACAUGCAAGCACUGAAGAAAAAGGAGAUUAAGUUAGCAAACGUGAUGCAGUCCAUUGUGCAACUGUUCUGUGGAAGAGAGAGGGAUCAUCUUCUCAUGGGAUUCAAGGACUUUGUGCCAGUAAAGUAUCGUCCUGCAUAUGAGGAAUGCAUUAAAACGAGAAAAAGAGAAGGCUGAUCAUCUUUGCAAACUCAAAUUAACAUUGUUACUCUGCUCUUCAUUCUUUUUGUAAGUAACACUAAAGAAGAAAGCAAUUUCUUUCUGUUUUGUUUUUGAACUGUAACAAAAGAGAAUGAAAAUUACAUAUUGCAUAAGAGUUAGUUGUCUCUCAUGAUCAUCCUCUUCUUCAGCCUCUCCCUGGCGGCGCGAGUACUGAGCGACCUCACAAGGCCUUUCCUGGUGAUCCUCUUCUCCUUCUCACGGAGGGCGAUGAUGAGAUCCACGAAUGCGCUAAGUAUGAACUUGUGUGACUUCUUGUCGUUGAGAUCUAGAUAGCAGAAGAGUAGCUCUUCCAUCAAGUCCCAAUCCACUUCCCUCUCCCGCAUCCCUAACUUGGACUCCAACAUCUCCACCAUCGACAGCCUGAAAUCAUCUUGCGGCUCAU
Molecule: messenger RNA, 3475 nt
Organism: Camelina sativa (false flax)
Lineage: Eukaryota; Viridiplantae; Streptophyta; Magnoliopsida; Brassicales; Brassicaceae
Product: regulator of telomere elongation helicase 1 homolog
Biological process (GO): telomeric loop disassembly; negative regulation of t-circle formation; regulation of DNA-templated transcription
Cellular component (GO): nucleus
Molecular function (GO): hydrolase activity, acting on acid anhydrides, in phosphorus-containing anhydrides; ATP binding; DNA polymerase binding
Source: RefSeq, a predicted model, not a curated record